AUGGCAGUGGCGAAAGCUAUUGGCACUCACGACGGGACGUUUCAUUGCGACGAGGCGCUAGCCGUCUACCUCCUCCGCCAGCUGCCAACGUACGCAAAUGCCUCCCUGACCCGCACACGCGAGCCCGCCAAGCUCGACUCGUGUGAUAUCGUCGUUGACGUCGGGUCGGUCUACGACCCCUCGAAGCAGCGGUACGACCAUCACCAGCGGGGGUUUACGGAGGUGUUUGGGCAUGGAUAUGUUACGAAGCUGUCUAGCGCUGGGCUGGUCUAUAAGCACUUUGGGAAGGAGCUUGUCGCUUUGAGGAUCAAGAAGCCUGUGGAGGACCCGAUAGUGGAGCUCUUGUGGUUGAAGUUGUACAAGGAGUUCAUCGAGGCUGUUGAUGCGAACGACAACGGUAUCAACCAAUACCCAACUGAUAUCGAGGCCCGCUACAGGCUCAACACGUCCCUCUCCUCUCGUGUUAGCUAUCUGAACCCAGCAUGGAACGAGCCUGCCACUUCAGAUAUAUCCGAUGCUCAGUUCCUGAAAGCGUCCGAGCUGACUGGAAAGGAGUUUUAUGAACGGUUGGACUACUAUGCUAAGGCUUGGCUGCCGGCUAGGGAUAUUAUCGAGAGGGCUAUGGAGUCCCGAAAGGAUGUAGAUCCGAGUGGCCGGAUCUUAGUGUUUGAGACUUUCUGCCCUUGGAAGGAGCACCUGUUCGAAUUGGAGAACGAAAUGGGAAUCCCGGAAGCGGAAAACACGCUCUAUGUGCUCUAUCCUGAUACAUCGUCACACACCUGGCGCAUUCAAGCUGUUGGUGUAUCACCAAAUAGCUUUGCGAGCCGGAAAGCACUGCCGGAGCCGUGGAGAGGGGUACGCGAUGACGACCUGUCGACGUUGUCCGGUAUCCCAGGCUGCACAUUUGUUCAUGCGUCGGGCUUCAUAGGAGGCAACAAGACCAAGGAGGGAGCGAUGGAGAUGGCCAGGCAAGCACUCAAGUUCUGAUCAAUGCACUGUACAACGG
Molecule: messenger RNA, 1006 nt
Organism: Dacryopinax primogenitus
Lineage: Eukaryota; Fungi; Basidiomycota; Dacrymycetes; Dacrymycetales; Dacrymycetaceae
Product: GAMM1 protein
Exons: 9
Coding region: 1-987 (328 amino acids)
Cellular component (GO): cytoplasm; nucleus
Source: RefSeq, a predicted model, not a curated record